Zalophus californianus (California sea lion) is the source of this 4012-nucleotide messenger RNA. It is a transcript of the gene SLCO4A1, whose product is annotated as solute carrier organic anion transporter family member 4A1. Gene Ontology annotation, cellular component: membrane. Bases 516 to 3023 code for a protein of 835 amino acids. The record is from RefSeq and is a predicted model, not a curated record. Gene Ontology annotation, biological process: sodium-independent organic anion transport; transmembrane transport. Lineage: Eukaryota; Metazoa; Chordata; Mammalia; Carnivora; Otariidae. The transcript is spliced from 11 exons. Gene Ontology annotation, molecular function: protein binding.
AUCCUGCCCAAUUCCCCAGGGGCCCCAGGAGGCACCAAGGAGGCCCACACCCGCAGGCAGCCCAGGCCAAGGCCAGCCUACCAGCGCCGCUGCCAGGCUCCCACCGGCCAUGGGUGGCCUUUCCGAAGGGUUGGGCAGGAAACUUCACUUCCUCUCAGGGCCUCUGCCACAGCCCCCCUCGUCCCACACGCCGGCUGCGUUCUGAGUCAGAGACCAGUCGCUACAGGGCCUGGAGACUUCACUGGCCCGUUUCUGGCCGGCAGCUCAGGGAUGCCGUGUCUCUUGGGGCCGGAGAGGGAUCCGUCAGCGGCAGGCGCGCUGGGCUGGGGGGCUACGCGACCCAACGGCGGGAGAGGUACCGCCGUCCCCGCCCUGCCCCCGCCGCGCGCUCCCGCGGCUGUCACUUCAGGGCGCGGGCCCGGGGCGCGGGGGCGGGCACAGCCAGCGCGGCGCAGCCAUUGGCCGGGGUAGGUGGGGCCAGCGGUCGCUCCGGGGCCGGGCGGGCCUGAGAGGAGAUGAAUGGAGCCGGGGCCGGCCGCGAGCAGCCGCUAGAGCGCGGGGCGCAGCGCGACCGUCGGGUGUUGGGAAGAACAAACCAAACACUGGAAUACCGUUCGGCGGCUUCCACAGCUGCCCCCGGCGCCCCCUGGACAGAGAUGCCUCAGCACUCAAUGGGGGACAAGCCCUUGGUCUCCAUGCCGCAGCUGGUCGUCCCAAGCCCAGCGUUGGCCAUGGACAGCGCGUGCGGCCACAGUCCCCCCAGCAGGCGGGUGUCCCUCGGCUCGUCCCCGGGCCACGGCGCCCUGUGUCCCGCCACGCACAGCCCCCCGGACUCCUGCAGCCAGCUGCUGUGCCCGCCGCUGACCGAGAAGCAUGGCCGUCAGAUGCCCCCCGAGAUGCACUACGUGGCUGCUGGGCCACAGAGCGUGGCGUGUGGCUGGUGGGCCUUCACGCCCAAGUGCCUGCAGGCCUUCAACACGCCCAGGAGCUUCCUGCUCUUCCUGUGUGCGGCGGCCUUCCUGCAGGGCAUGACGGUGAACGGCUUCGUCAGCACGGUCAUCACAUCCAUCGAGCGUCGCUACGACCUGCCCAGCUACCAGAGCGGCCUCAUCGCCAGCUCCUAUGACGCGGCCGCCUGCCUGUGCCUCACCUUCGUCAGCUACUUCGGGGGCAACGGGCACAAGCCCCGCUGGCUGGGCUGGGGCGUGCUGGUCAUGGGCGCCGGCUCGCUGCUGUUCGCACUGCCCCACUUCACCGCGGGCGCCUACGAGGCGGAGGUCGCCGAGGGCGUCGGGACGUGCCGGGCCAACCGCAGCGUGGCAUGCAGGGACAGCACCUCGGGCCUGGCCAGCUACCGACUGGUCUUCAUGCUGGGCCAGUUCCUGCACGGUGUCGGCGCCACGCCGCUCUACACGCUGGGCGUCACCUACCUGGACGAGAACGUCAAGUCCAGCUACUCUCCUGUCUACAUCGCAACCUUCUACACGGCAGCCAUCCUCGGCCCUGCCGCCGGCUACCUGAUCGGAGGUGCCCUGCUGAACGUUUACACAGAAGUCGGCCGCCGGACAGAGCUGACCACCGAGAGCCCGCGAUGGGUCGGCGCCUGGUGGGUGGGCUUCCUGGGCGCGGGGGCUGCUGCCUCCCUCAUCGCCAUCCCCAUCCUCGGGUAUCCCCGGCAGCUGCCAGGUUCCCAGCGCUACGUGGUCAUGAGAGUGUCUGAAACACACCAGCUAAAAGACAGUGGACACAAGGCGGCCAGCAGCCCCAACUUCGGGAAAACCAUCAGAGAUCUGCCUCUCUCCAUCUGGCUCCUCCUGAAAAACCCCACAUUCAUCCUGCUCUGUCUGGCUGGGGCCACCGAGGCCACGCUCAUUGCCGGCAUGUCCACCUUUGGCCCCAAGUUCCUGGAGUCCCAGUUCAGCCUGAGCGCCUCAGAAGCUGCCACCUUGUUUGGGUACCUGGUGGUGCCAGCUGGCGGCGGCGGAACAUUUCUGGGCGGCUUCCUUGUGAACAAGUUCAAGCUCCGCGGGGUGGGCAUCAUCAAGCUGUGUCUGCUCUGCACCCUGACCAGCCUGCUGGCCGUCUUCGUGUUCUUCAUCCACUGCCCCAAUGUGCCCAUGGCCGGUGUGACAGCCAGCUACAGCGGCAGCGUCCUUCCGGAAGGCCGCCUGGAGCUGACAGCCGCCUGCAACGCCCCGUGCACCUGCCGGCCCGAGCACUACAGCCCCGUGUGUGGCUCCGACAGCCUCACGUACUAUUCUCCCUGCCAUGCGGGCUGUGGUGGGGAGGCUGCGCCCAGCGCAGGCAGCCAGAAGCAGCAUUCCUGCGCUGAUGGCAACGUUACGGUAAGCCCGGGCCUGGGUCUCGCUCUGGUCCAGAGCCUUCCCUUGCAGCACGCUGCGGUGGAGCCCUGCAGAUCCCGCAGGGUACGUGCUGGGCCCCCUGGAGCCCCGUGGCCGCACGGCGCUAACUGCCUCGGCGAGGGGCUGGCCACCUGGGGAGGCGGUGACGCAGCCUGGGGCUUGGCCAGGACCUGGCAGCUGGUGUGGGGGUGUGACUUGGUGGACGGCCGCACUCUCCAGGACGCUGACGCUGCUGUCUUCCAUUUCAGGUGUGUCUGUGACCGGCAGAGAUCCUUUGCGCUGGGAAUCCAGUGGAUUGUGGUUAGAACACUAGGGGCCAUCCCCGGGCCCAUCGCCUUCGGCUGGGUGAUUGACAAGGCGUGCCUGCUCUGGCAGGACCAGUGUGGCCAGCAGGGCUCCUGCUUUGUGUACCAGAACUCGGCCAUGAGCCGGUACAUGCUCAUCACCGGGCUGGUGUACAAGGUGCUGGGUUUCCUAUUCUUUGCCACCACCUGUGUGCUGUACAAGCCCCCCUCGGAGUCUCCCAACAGCCUGGCAGCCUCUCUGCCCAGCCAGUCCUCGGCCUCUGACAACCCCAUGGACGUCCGGGAUACUCCCUUGGCCCUCCAGCUCCGGAGUGACGUCUGGCGGCCCACCUGUCUGCCCAGGGGCACUUCCUGAGAACUCUGUCGGAUUUCUCCCCAGAAGGGCUAACCCCUCACCCAUUGUGAUACCCCCGUGCUGAGGACCCUCCAGAAAUCUCCCACUGGAUUCCGAGGGUUCCUGAGCUGGUGGAGGACACAUGUGACCCUCAGACACCAGGGAGAGAGAAAGCAAGGCUCAUGGAAAAUGGGCGCACCUCCCUCCUGGUGCCUGGGGACCGGGGUGAUGGUGUCUACGGCUCUCGGGAAGAACGAGGCCCAGCAGCCAUUCCCUUCCUGCUUCCUGCUCCACGACCGGACACAGCCACAUAGCACUGAAUUUCCCUCGGGGGCCCCAAGAGCCCUUGGACACGUUAACAGCCAUGCUUUUAAAAAGGUCUAUGCAAUCGUAACUGUGCCGUUAGUUCUAGAAAGUGCAAAGCCGCCUGCAGGCCUGGUGUGGAGCCGGUGGCCCCCGGAGUUUUGUCGGUUGCCGUCCUGUCUGGGAGCCUGGGGAGGGCCCGCCACGGACCUCCAUGUGCACACACGGCCUUACGCGUGGCACCGUCGAAACCACUGGAUUAAAGUAGAAGGCACUGGCCCCCGCCGCGGGGUGUCUGCCAGCCAUGCUUCCGAACGGGUUCCACUCCCUGCGCCCUGCGGACCAGCCCGGCCUGACUUCCGGUGUUUCUCCAGAGGUCAGGGAAGGGGUGUGAGGCUGUCCCCGGGGGCGCCGUCCCGGGGGAGCCGCCUUCUCAGUGUUUUCUAACCUGUCCUCAGAUCUGCAGCAGGAUGGGAGCACCGUGCACAAGCAGAUAUUUAUGGACCAAUAUUUUACAUAAACUUAUUUAUAGGAUUGUUUUUUACUGGGUAGUGCGGUGUGCGUGUAGCGGCACACUCAGUAGGCACGUGUGAUUCUACCACAAGGACGGCAGCACUUCCAUGGAAUGUCUGUUGGCGGGUGUCCUCACUUAAAAUGAUGUGUAUAUAAAUAUAUUUUAAUAUAUAAAAACCUAUCUCUCUGUCCAA